ACUAUUUGCCACAUCUGCCACACGCCACCCGAAUCGGCAAGCAAAGGAAUUAGAAGCUGAUACCAAACUCGAGUUAGUUGUCCUGUUACUUGCUUAGCUUGCGUGUUUUCAAUGUAAAAUUAUGGAAAUAAAGUGACAUCUGAUCGUUUAGUUUCUUUGGAACCUGAACGGAUGUGGCGACUGUCCAGAACAUCCAAGUGGUGUUUGAUCAUAGAAAAGUUGGGGACCACUUGUCCACAAUGCCGUUGGAAAGUACGGAUGAUAACAACCAUAACCCCGAAGAAUCAGAAUCACGCGGCGACUCAAAGAAGUGUUGCGACUGUUGUCUUUGUUCCUGCGCAGCGUGUGGGGUUUUAACGGAGUGCUUGGCGUGUAUGGCAGACCUCUGUGAAUUGAUUGCCAGCUGUUGUCAGUAAAAUUGUUACGUUAAAAAAUGUCGAUGCAUUCCAUGCUGACUUUUUGGGGAGUUUUGGUGAUUGCGAACAUCCCGUUUGUUCUUCUUCAAUCAGCAAGAGACUGCGUCAUCAGCGUGCCCCUGAAGAGCCUGAGCCAUGAGCCGUUCCUCAUGCUCCCUUCAGUGUAUUCCUCCGCGAGCUCUUCCAUGAUGGUCACCAGCUCCACCCCCGAGUGGUUGUACCCUCAGACGCGACGUGGUGGAGAUUCAAAUCUUAUGAUUGUCAUGAAGAACCGAGAGAGUUUGAUCGCAAAUUGUAUUGGACUCAAAAACGAACUGGUCCUAACGGAAGCCUCGAGCGGAACUCUCAAAUGUGAUAACGGACAACUGGAGUUGGACGACUGGGAGGUGAGUUGGGAGGAUUGCUCAUGUGGUCGUCGUAGCAAGUCCCACAUACGCAGAGGCAGCACUUCUUGCGGCGGAACAGAGUUUCCUCAGGCUAAGAUUCAUACCAUUGGCUGGACGUUGGCCAACGACGUGUUUGUGCCACAGAUUUCCGUCUGCUUCGACCCUGUACGGGAAACCACUUUAUACACCGUGCACCGCAUUAUGGGAGAUUCGUUGUCAUCUAAGGUGACAGACAGCAAACGCCCCGACUUCGCAAGCAGCAGCGUGUUCAAGAGCCCAGUCAGCGAACUGUACACGCGGUCGGCACAGCAACAGUCCAUAGAGAACCGUUUCGGAAUUCCGGUGUCGUCGGCGAGAGGCUCGCAAUUUUUGGCCCGUGGCCACCUGGCUCCGGACGCGGACUUCAGCUUGCUUGCUGAACAGGAUGCCACAUACUACUUCAGUAACGUGCUACCUCAGUGGCAGGCUGUCAACAACGGGAACUGGAAGCAACUCGAGGAAGCUGUGCGGUCGCUGGCCUCCUCCAAGAAGGGUCGUCGUCUCGUGGUCUACACAGGAGCUCUUCCCCAGCCUCUCAUGCUGAAGGACAAGAAGGGCGUCCUCAGAGAGGUCCUGCUCGACACGAAUAAUCAGAAAAUUCCUGUCCCUGCUGUACUCUGGAAGGCGGUGUACGAUCCUCGUAUGAAGAAAGCUACAGUUGUGCUGCAACUCAACAGCGUCAGACGCGAUGAAUAUCAAAACUUGCUCAUUUCUGAGCUGUCUGCAGCCGCUGAGAACCAUUGCUCUGAGCUGCCUUGGGUGGACUGGAACAUCACCGACUACAGCGAAGGCUACACCUUCUGCUGGAGGGCUGAAGACUUCGUGAAGUUGUUGUCGUACGCUCCUGAGGGUGUCGACACGUUCGACCUGCUCACAGCCUAAUUGAAUCGGCCACUGCACGCCCGUCCGUAUUUACCUGGACUUUGAAGUCAGACAAGUCAGUGGAGCUCCGGUUUUAUUUCUCUUGAUUCAGUGCAACAAUUUGCACAAAUUGUUUACAAAACUGAAUUCUAAACGAGUCUGCAUGCGUCAAUAUAGAAUCGUUACCAGUUACUCAAUUUUUACAUAAUUUUUCGUAAAUUAUAUCUCAUAGAACUGAAUUAUCUGAAAAUUUCAGAAACUCAGCGUUGCUAAAUUUGCAUAACACGAGGAUGAUCUAUUUCUCGCGUUUAAAUAGUUUUGACAUCUUUGAGCUUGAAGCUUUAAGCAAUUGCUUCCAGCGUGCCAUAUGUUUAAACGCUACUUCUGAGCGACGUUAUUGUCAUAUUUAAUCGACUACACUACAUAAUAGCAUUAAUUGUGGACCAUGUCAGAUGGAGCUUCACAUUUCAGGUACAGUUCUCUGAAACGUUGCUCAAUCUUUAACCUCCUCAUCGAGUUUUUAUUGUUCAACAAAAGUUUAUCAAUGUAAAAUUUAUGGAAGCUAUUCCUGUAAUAAUUAUUUUUUUAAAUAAUACGACAAUAGAAAUUUCUUUCACCCAACUAUCAAGUUAAUAAAAAAUUAUGGAAACACGAUGCGUCACAGGAUAUUACAUUAAUUAAUGUUCAUCCAUGCUUUAUACUAAAUACUUCUAGGGUUCGAAUUUAAGGCUCAUCUAAUUAAUACUUAUUUUAACAGAAAAAUGUGUUGACCAACAUUAUUAAAUUAUAUUUUAACUCGAUUGUUCUUGCAUCCAAUAUUGUAACCUCAAUUAUAGUAUAAAUAAUGAGUUUGUAUAGUUUAAAUUAUUAUUCGUAUUAUAAUAUAUCAUUCUGCAGUGAAUUCAUUUACGACAACUAUAAUCUCGUGGAUGGUUGAAUAAAAAUUGCUCUAUACAAACUCAGUUUAUUUCGGUGGCCCACAUCAGAUAAAUUCAAAAUUACC
Messenger RNA from Hyalella azteca, 2705 nucleotides. RefSeq lists its product as uncharacterized. Lineage: Eukaryota; Metazoa; Arthropoda; Malacostraca; Amphipoda; Hyalellidae. Gene Ontology annotation, biological process: apoptotic DNA fragmentation. Gene Ontology annotation, cellular component: mitochondrial inner membrane; nucleus. The coding region runs from base 434 to 1723 and encodes 429 amino acids. The transcript is spliced from 8 exons. The record is from RefSeq and is a predicted model, not a curated record. Gene Ontology annotation, molecular function: metal ion binding; RNA endonuclease activity; single-stranded DNA endonuclease activity.